Molecule: messenger RNA, 630 nt
Organism: Bursaphelenchus xylophilus (pine wood nematode)
Lineage: Eukaryota; Metazoa; Nematoda; Chromadorea; Rhabditida; Aphelenchoididae
Source: the annotation of a GenBank genome assembly
AUGAUGAUAAAGUCCGUUCUGUUGUUUGCCUUCCCCGCCAUCACCUCCGCCUUCCUGUUCCCCAGUGCCGGAGGAGGCGGCUGUGGAUGCGCUCCCCCUCCCCCACCACCGUGCCCUCCUCAGAUCUCCUUGCCACCUCCACCUCAAAUCUCCCUGCCACCCCCACCUCAGAUCUCCCUGCCACCCCCACCCCCUCCACCUAGCUUCUGCCCUCCCCCACUCCCACCUCCACCACAAUUCUCCCUGCCACCUCCACCACAGUUCUCGUUGCCACAACUCCCAGCUGCCGGAGGCUGUGGAUGUGGCGGAAGAAAGAAGAGAUCUGCCGAAGAGGCCCCACUCAAGUGUUCGGAGAUCGUCGAUGUCAUCGAGAAGGUAAGACCUUUCAUCCGGGACAGUAUUUCCAUGUAUUUCCAUUUCCUGACUUAUACCUGAUAAUUUCAGGAACUCGCUGAAGAAGACACCGUCAAGGUCGCCUCCAGCAUUGAGAAGAUCCUGAAGGAGGAGUACAAGACCGAGAACGUCGCGGUAUCCUGUGCCCCCACCAAGGGAUUCACCCUAAUCCCUCUGGAAGGAAAGAAGGCUUGUGCCGCUGGCAACGACAAGAGCACCUGCGUGGUUUUCCAUUAG